CCUUAUACGUAUUAACACAUUUGAGAAACAAUAAGAAAAUCAGCACCUAUAGUACAAAUGCAUUUCUACGUCGUGUUCCUGGUUAUUCUGGAAUUGUUUGGAGUAAUCCCAUCAGCACACCGCCGUGAGAGGAGAACUAUAUGCCUGUGCCAAAUAGCGCCUUGGUUCCCGGAAACCUACAACGUACAGUGCGCCUGUGGUUGCCGUGGUUUGUUUGACGGAGGAAAGUGUUGUUUGCGUUGUCCUGUUAAAACCAAAUCGUCUGAUGAUGAGGCUGGGUGUUUCCAUGGUGAUGCUCAGCUCGUACUUGACGACGGCAAGAUGAUUAAAAUGGAGGAUCUUAAAGCUGGACACAGGGUUCUAACAGUUCAAGACGGUCAGCGUGUCUAUUCUGAAGUAAGGACUUUCUUGAAACGUCAGCCCAACAACAAUGGCACAUACUGGACAUUGACAACAGAACAAGGCAAUCACGUGACGAUGACUGGCAACCACAUCAUCUUUGUGUCACGUGACAACCAGUCUACUAACAUGGAAUCUGGUUUUGCGAUGACUGUGAAACCAGGUGAUUACAUCUUCUCGACAAAAGGAUGCCCACAUGGUCUUUGCCCAGAGCGAGUAGUUCAAGUCUCCAUUGGUGUCAAGGAAGGUCUGUACGUCCCACUGACAGACGCAGGGACACUUGUUGUGGACGGAAUGUUGGCGUCGUGUUACUCGUUCACAUACCACGACCUCGAACACUUCUUCGUGACACCUUUCAGGUGGUUUCCAUGGUUGCUGCAUCCAUGGCAACAGGACGGCUACAGUCCAAUAAUGUCUGGACUGGAAUAUUUAGGAGAACUGUUUCUACCCGGUACAAUAAAAACACUCAGUUAAAGGUGUGUUGCCGGUUUAUGCUAAUAAAUCGCCUUUGUUGACUGAAUUGGAAUUUAAGGAUCACGGAUCUGUUGUUAAAAUUGUAUCCAGCUUAACCAGUGGUUAAGAGAAAAAGUACAAAACUAGAUAUUAAAUCCGUACAAAUAUCA
Messenger RNA from Gigantopelta aegis, 1022 nucleotides. Its product is annotated as indian hedgehog protein-like. The transcript is spliced from 6 exons. Gene Ontology annotation, molecular function: calcium ion binding; patched binding. The record is from RefSeq and is a predicted model, not a curated record. Gene Ontology annotation, biological process: protein autoprocessing; cell-cell signaling; multicellular organism development. The coding region runs from base 58 to 873 and encodes 271 amino acids. Lineage: Eukaryota; Metazoa; Mollusca; Gastropoda; Neomphalida; Peltospiridae.